GAAAUGGGUAGCGACACGAUAUCCCAAGCGACCAUUCAAACGAAUGCGUCUCACCCCGACGAUGACAGUCUCAAGGGAGAGAGACUCUCAGUCAAUGAGAACCACGUGCUGCAGGAGCGCCAAAUUGGAGUGCUGGGGGCCAUCUCCCUGAUUGUCAACAAGAUCAUUGGCGCUGGAAUCUUCUCCACCCCUUCGACCAUCUUCAAGCUUUCCGGCAGUGUAGGGCUAUCGCUGAUGCUCUGGGUGGUGGCGGGAAUCAUCUCGGCCUGCGGUGCCCUGGUGAUGCUGGAAUUCGGCACUGGGAUUCCUCGAUCCGGGGGCAUCAAGGUCUAUCUGGAACGAUCUUUCUCCCCUCGGCAGCUGCAAACAUGCAUCUAUCUCUUCUUCUGCUUGUUCCUGCAGGUCUCUGCCAGUAACGCCAUCACCGCCUCGGAGUAUCUCCUGUCAGCGGCCGGAGUCGAAUCGACGACCUGGAAGGAACGAGGGCUGGCCAUUGCGGCCGUGUCCUUUGCCGUGGGCGUCCACACGGUCGCUCCUCGGAUCGGACGGGCGAUGCAGGAUGUCCUGAGUAUGGUCAAGCUCUUCACUCUCCUAUUCAUCGUGUGCACGGGGUUUGCCGCUCUGGCGGGUCAUCGACGCAUCCCUAAUCCCCACAACUUCGACGUGAAGACAUCCUUUGAGGGCACCUCCAACAAUGGAUAUGAUAUCGGCACUGCUCUUCUGGACGCCAUCUUCUCGUACCAAGGCUACGACAAUGUGAAUGCCGUUCUCUCCGAGGUCAAGAAUCCGGAACAGACACUCCGCAUUGCCCUUCCCUGCGCCAUGGGCAUCAUCACGGUGUUGUAUGUCCUCGCCAAUGUAGCUUAUUUCGCUGGUGUAUCCAAGGAGGAAUUCCGAACCGCCAGUGUCACGAUUGCUGCCAGCCUCUUCCGCAAUGUGUACGGCGAGACUGCCGCAACCCGAGCCCUACCCGCUCUUGUGGCGUUGUCCGCUAUCGGCCAUUUGCUGGGAGUCGCGUUUGUCGUCCCGCGUCUGCUACAAGAGCUCGCAAAAGACGGCAUUACCCCAUUCCCGAAUCUUAUGAUGCAGAACCGCCCAUUCAAGACCCCCAUCGCAGCCCUGGUCGUGCAUCUUGGCGUCACGAUUCUAUUCAUCUGCGCUCCACCCGCGGGGGAAGCCUUUACAUUUGUCGUCGGACUCUCCUCCUAUCCUAUGUGCGUGAUGCUGACAGCGAUCACGGUGGGACUGGUGAAGAUGCGCCUCUCGCCGUCCGAGGGCUGGUCGUCGUCCUACACCGCGCCAUGGGCGGUCAUUGCCUUUUACCUGGCGGCCAAUAUCUUCCUUCUAGUCAUGCCGUUUGUUCCGCCUAACUCUGCCAAGUCGAGUAUUCCGUACUGGUUGAGUCCGGUGGUAGCACUGGGGAUUCUGGGGCUCGGAGUGAUUUACUACCUUCUACGAUUCGUGCUACUGCCUUGGGUAUUUGGCUAUGGUCUUCAUCCGGUGACGAAAGACUUGACGGAUGGGUCGCAGGUCACUCGCUUUAUUAUGCAGAAGAACGGUUCUCGUGAUGGAAGUGGCGAAAGUUCUGCUUGGUUAUGAAGCUGAAGGAGACAGUACAG
Molecule: messenger RNA, 1619 nt
Organism: Aspergillus ibericus CBS 121593
Lineage: Eukaryota; Fungi; Ascomycota; Eurotiomycetes; Eurotiales; Aspergillaceae
Product: methionine permease
Exons: 5
Coding region: 4-1599 (531 amino acids)
Biological process (GO): amino acid transmembrane transport
Cellular component (GO): membrane
Molecular function (GO): L-amino acid transmembrane transporter activity
Source: RefSeq, a predicted model, not a curated record